AUGGAUCAAAUAAAAUGCCCAAUUUAAAAUCAUGAAAAUCUAGUUGAAAGAUUCUGCUAUUUUUAAAAUUGUGCUGAGCCCACAAGACUUAUGUGUGAAACUUGUUUAAAAGAAUAAAGACAUAUUGCUACUCAUAGUGAUUGGGAAAAAAUAAAUGAAAUAUUGUAAUUUAUAGAAGAAAUAUAAAAUAAUUGUGAACUAGAUAUUAUUGAAAAACUAAGUGAAUAGUUCAAUGUGCUUUAAUCAAAAUUUUUUGAACUUAAACGUGGAUUGGAAUUAAAAUAUUUAGUACCCAAAGCCAAAAUUGAAAAAUUUAAUGGUGUCCAAAUAGACUAAUACUUAUCCGAUUUAGUACAAUUACCAGAUCUUAUUCGAUAAUUAAGCUUUUUACUAAUUAAUUUCGAAACGCUCAAAAAUAAUAUAGUUGAAUUUUAAUAAGAAAAUAAUAUCAUUUGCAUCAAAGAAGUCUAUGAGAAUGAAUAAUUAUCUGUUUACUACUAUGAAUAAGGUUUUUACAAUUUUUAUGAUAUUAGGUUAUAAAUUAUAUGAAAUGGAUCAAUUUUAGUAAGCAAUAGAAACUAUAGAGAAAUCUCUUAAAUAUAAUGAGAAGAAUAUUGAUUCUCUAUGGUGUAAAUGUAAUUGCCACUUUUCAUUAAUUAGCUACUUGUUUAAGUUUAUUGGGCGAUUAAAGCGAGGCUAUCAGAUGGAUUGACAAAGCCUUAGUUAUAGAUAAUAACCAUCUGGAUUCAUUAUUUCGAAAGUGUAUGAUAUAUUAAUGAGAAAUUAGCUGAAUGUUUAAAUUAAUAAGGAAAUCAUUAAGAAGCACUGAAAAUUAUUGAAAAAGCUAUAUCUAUAGAGCCUGAUUGUAUUGAUUCGUGGUCCAAAAAAGGUACCUCUAUUUUUAAAUAAAAGCUGAAUGUCUAAGUUUAUUAGGCUAACAAAUGGAAGCUCUGUCAAUAUUAGACAACAUUUAGAAGGAAUGUCCUUAAAAUAUAGAGUUUAUGUGGAGAAAGGGUGAGUUUAUGUCUUAAAUCAAUUAGCUGAGUGUUUAAGUCUGAUAGGCAGGCAUUAAGAAGCCAUAAAUUUGGCCGAUGACAUUUUAAAUAUAAACCAAAAUCAUGUUAACUCUCUAUGCAGAAAAGGUUUUCGUAACUCUAAAUUUUAGCCUAAUGCUUAAGUUUACUCGGGUAUUAAGAACUAGCUAUGGAAUAGAUAAAUAAAGGAUUGCUAAUUGAUAAAAAUCAUGUAAAUUUAUUAAGGGUUGGAGGUAUUAUUUCUGGUUCUUACGUAGCUAAAUGCUUGAGCCUGUUAGGAAAGAAAAAUGAAGCAAUUGAUAUGAUUAAAAGAAUAUGCCCAUAAGAUUUGCAAACAUUAAUAAUAGAGUGUAUGAUUAAAAUUAAUACAUAAUAGCAGAAUGCUUAUUUAAUUUGGGAAAUGUGGAAGAAAGCUUAAAAGUGAUAAAUUAAGCAAUCCUUUUAAAGAGUAAUAAUGUUGAUUUGAUUUUGAAAAAGGGUAAAAUAUGUGUAAAAUAUAGUGGAACUGUUAAUGGCAUAAAAAGACUAUUCAAAAGCUUUAGUUGAAAUAUAUGAAGUUUUAGAAAAGAAUUAAAAUAAUGUAGAUUUAUUGUGGAUGUAGGGUAAGUGUUUCUAUUGAUUAGGUGAGUGUUUAUAUAGGACUAAUAAGGAAUAUUAAGCCAGUAAAGUUAUAGAAUAAGCUUUGAAUUUAGAUCAAAAUCGUACAAAAUCAUUAUUACCCAAAGGUGAUCGUAAUAUAAAAUUUUAGGAAAUUGUUUAUUUUUGAUCAAAAACUAUGAUAAGGCACUUAAAUGUUAUAAAUAACUACUAGAAGAAAAUCCUGGUCAUUUAGAAGCUCUAGAUAAACAAUAAAAAUGUUUAAACCAUUUAUCGAAUAAAUGA
Messenger RNA from Paramecium octaurelia, 1916 nucleotides. The record is from the annotation of a GenBank genome assembly. Lineage: Eukaryota; Ciliophora; Oligohymenophorea; Peniculida; Parameciidae.